This is a messenger RNA of Caenorhabditis bovis, 966 nucleotides long. Lineage: Eukaryota; Metazoa; Nematoda; Chromadorea; Rhabditida; Rhabditidae. The record is from the annotation of a GenBank genome assembly.
AUGUUCAAAUGGUAUUUUUCCAUAUUGGUCUUGGCUGGAAUAGCUAACUCAAAUCGUGUUGAAGGAAAUAGUCAAGAAUUAUUUUCAAAACUAUCCGAUAAGCUGAACUAUCUAUCCAAUGCAAACAUCCCGCUGGUCUCUGAACGAUACUAUCCCGUUUUUCCGGAAACGUUUGAUAUCAAACCAAUAUUUUAUGAGGAUUCGAUAGUUCCGUGUAAGCCAGGAUUUACUGGAGAGGACUGCUCUAUACCAAUGUGCGUCAAUAAAACAGUGCCAAUUUUACCACACGAUGGUACUGCUGGGUUUGGAGACCUGGUUGAAACUGAUUUCAGUAAAACCUGUAGCGAUGAGUUUCUUUUCACAGUGGAUUCGUUUAUGGAAGAAUUUUUCAUAGUUAUUAGCACUUUCGAUGAGGGUCAACCUUCCGCCACAUUAUAUAAUCCAUUUGGUGUGGAAGUGGAAAGUUGCGGCGAUUUCACGAACACACCGAACCAGAUUAUCCACAUGUUCUGCAAUCCAAAAGAAGUUCAUGGAUUAGGGAUGUAUAAGAUCAAAUUGAAGGCGACGUCGGAGAUGCCAUGCAUCUUCGAAGUUCGCGCACCAACAAACUUGACACUCGAUGGCGGCUUCGUUGUUGAUCCAACAGACGACGACAUUCAACAUUUUAUUCUUCCAAUCAAAAAUCAAGGAAUCUUCCGGUUUCCCAAUGAGUAUGACAAAUCUUAUUUGGCGUUCAAAAUUGAACAUGAGGAGUAUCCAGUGCAUACUGAAAAGGUUCAUAUUUACGCAAAUGGAGUUCAUGACAGUGAAUACGGAUUGACUGUUAGAUAUGGAUGUAAUGCUCCGCAUAUCACAAACGGAACUUACACCUGCGUUGCGCAAAACUUGUACCACGUGAAAGAUAUGACGCCGAGGGAUAUCGAUUCCAAAGAAUUUAUGAUUUUGAUUGUAACAUGGUCGACGUGA